Molecule: messenger RNA, 1805 nt
Organism: Panicum virgatum (switchgrass)
Lineage: Eukaryota; Viridiplantae; Streptophyta; Magnoliopsida; Poales; Poaceae
Exons: 5
Coding region: 752-1360 (202 amino acids)
Source: RefSeq, a predicted model, not a curated record
ACCAGAUGUUCGACGGAAUGCGUCCGGGGCAAGGCGGCAAGGGGGCGGUGCCCCCGGCGGGCGAAGGCGGCGGCGGCAUCGACAUGCUUCCGGACGGCGUCCUCGGGCACAUCCUCGGCUUCCUGCUGGCGCCGGAGGCCGUGCGGACGUGCGUGCUCGCCCGGCGCUGGCGCCACCUCUGGAAGUCCGCCACCCGCCUGCGCAUCGGUUGCUGCUGGGACGACAUCGCGACGCCGGUGGAGGAGCACCGCGAGUUCGUGGACAACCUGCUCCUCUCCCGCGGGGGCUUGCCCCUCGAUACGUGCGAGUUCAAUUUUGGUCCGGUCCAGCGCAACGACGCGCCCCGGGUGAAUUCCUGGCUCCGGUAUGCUAUAACGUGCAAAGCGCGGGUGAUCAUCCUUGAUGUCCAACCUGAGGACACUGAACCUCCAAUUCCAUCUGCAUUGCUUCGGCUUGAUGAUCAGCUUCUCGUCUCCCGGCACCUGACGAGGCUAGAGCUCGUCUUUCUAGAUCUCUGCAACAGUAGUUUCAUCGACUUCUCCAACUGCUCGUCUUUGGAGCAUCUGGUGUUGGAAUACUGUGAAAUCACAUCGGCCAAGAAGAUCUCGUCAACUCCUUGAAAUACCUAAGCUUGAUUACUUGCCAUAUCAGAGCAUCCGCACCGGGGCAGCCCCGCAUCCGCAUUUCUGUUCCGAAUCUGGUUUCUCUUAACAUAAGUGACAUUGAGGGGAGGACUCCCAUUCUUGACAGCAUGCCAUCAUUAGUGAAUGCAUUUGUCGGAAUAACCUGCAACUGUGAUGAUAUCUGCAAUAAACUAGUGGAUCCAACCAGCUUCCACUGUGGUUGUGAGUUCUGUGUUACUUCUGGGAACAUUGGUCACGACUAUCGUCAUUCUGUCCUUCUAAAAGGUUUAUCAGAAGCUAGGAAUUUGGAUUUAAUAUCUGCACCCGAAAUGUUCAUUUUCAAAUGGGAUUUGAGAUGGCUCCCUAUCUUCAGUAAUUUGGAGACUUUAUUGCUGAAUGAAUACUUUUGUAUGUCCGAUGACCUCAGUGCAUUAACUUGUAUUCUUGAACACUCACCACUCCUGAAGAAGCUGACUCUUGAACUUUUCUCUCAGAGUUAUAAGUAUAAAGUGGAAAUGAAAGGAAGCUUCAGUCUGAUGGAGCGACCAGCUACAAUUUCAGAACACCUGAAAAUAGUUGAAGUCAAGUGUCAAGCUGUGGAUGACAGAGUUCUGAAAGUUUUGAAGUUCCUGUGUACCUUCAACAUACGGGUCAUUGUUCUGCAAAAAAAAUCAGGUCCCAUUGUUUUUGCUCCCUUGAACCAUCGGUUGCCUUACACCAAUAUUCUCCUCAUUUGAAAGUUCAAACUCAAUGUUCUGAAAACAUAUUUCAGAUUUUGAUCUAUUGCUAACAAGUGUGAGGCUGAAGUUCUCUGUGAAAAGGUUGCUCUUUUGUAUACAUGGUUGUUAUGCUCAGGAUUCCGUAUCAGCACAAGAAGAAAGACAAGAAGCCCGUGCCGGACGCCGAACAGGCGCCAGAUCAUGGCUAGCGAGGGUAGGCUUCAUUUGUCAGAUUUGGUUCAGUAUUGCGUAAGUCACGCAGGUCAGGCGUGUUGCGCUAAUCUGAGUCGCGCAUGUUGCGCUGGAAGGAAAGUGAGUCAGUUAGGAUUGGCUAAGAUCUCCUAGGAAUCGGAUUUGUUAGGGUUUGCUUAGGCUUAUAUAUUGGAGUCUAUCUGUGUAAGACUGUAACGUGGAAGUCAUUCAAUCAAUAUACAAUUCCAGUUAUCUCCCUAUUACGGGAGCA